GGGCAGCAGAUGACCCGGCGCAGCGGCGAGGAGCACAACAAAUGAAAGGAUGGGGGGCACCAGCGGCAGCAGCAGCUGAGUUCAGUCAAACUGGAUCGGGGGCCGAGGGGGCACAGCAACUUUCUUCUCACUCCUGGGUGACUUUUCUUGGAUUUAUUUCCCGCUCCACAACAAUAUGCCAUUUGCCAAAAGAAUAGUGGAACCCCAGUUACUGUGCAGGUAUCAAGUCCCAAACGAGGAGGGUCUGGUUUUCGAGGAUCUGGUCUCCAUCAGUAAUGUGGCUCUAUCUCGGACCUUGCGGCAGCUGUCGGACCUGGCCAAACAUGCCUACUCCAUAUUCCAGGAGCUGGAAAACGAGCUCACAACCACCAACCAGCGGGUCCGGGGGCUCCAGGGCAGGAUCGGCCAACUUCAACAGACCUGCUCCGAGCUGGACCCCAAACAGGAGGCAGUGCCGGUAUCUAACCUGGAUGUGGAGAGUAAGCUGACAGCACAUUACCAAGCUCCCUGGCAUCAGCAGAGGAACGUUUUCCAUCCCUCUACGCGGCCAGAAUGUGUGGAAGAGCUCCACAGGCAAGCCAAAACCAGCCUGUGGGCCCUGCACCGAGGUGAGGCCCUCAGGAGCACUCAGCUCCUCAGAUUAUCUCCAUGUUCAUUCCUGCCAUGUGCUUUUGUCCUUUUUUGUUUGUUUGUUUUUCACCCUGUAAUUCAGUUCGAAUCCACCCGCUCCUCCUCCCCUACAGAAUGUUGCCACUUCUCUCCCUGGAGCAGAAAGGCUGUGCCCUCUGACCCCGACUCUGACGGGGUGGCUCUAGGUCACCGGUCUAAGUUUCCCAUCCCUAACAUCCCCUCCACCCUGGACAAGCAGACUAACUGGUCUAAAGCUCUGCCGCUGCCCACUCCAGAAGAGAGAAUGAAAAGCAAUUCCCAAGUCAUCACCUCAUGUGUCAUCCCCAUUAAUGUGACCGGGGUUGGCUUUGACAGAGAUGCUAGUGUGCGUUGCUCGCUCGUUCACUCGCAGUCUUUGCUUCAGAGGAGACGGAAGCUGAGGAGACGGAGGACUGUUGCCGGCGUUCCGAGACAGGUGCAGCGAGACUUAGAUUCUGAUGACUCUCCUGGCUCCAGAGAGCGGACAGUGAUAGUUCACGCCAGUGCAGAUAUCACCCCUUCCAUCCAAGAGUUUGCCAGCCAUCUCAACACCAGAGACUCGGGUUGUCAGACAGAAGACUUUUUGAUCUCAGGAGCACCAUCUCGAAGGAGGAUCAGGCUCCAGAGAGGCCCGGGAGUCUCCCUCUCCCUCUCACAUUCUGCAGGAAACAUCUCCUCCCUCCCUGAGACCUCGGACGCCAUGUUCAGUGCCUCCGUUGGAGCACACCUGCGUUCUCGGAGUCUGCCCCGAGACACCAGCCGAAUGUUGGACAACGGACAUAACGACAGCGACGAUGAGGAGGACCUUUCCCCCUUCGACACUGAGGGGUUUCUGACUGGAUCUAGGAAGUUGACUCUGAAGGAUGAAGAGGAGAGUACUGAUGACCAGGCCAUGUCUGAACACCAGCUAGGAAGCCUUAAGUACAAGCAGCUCUCACAGAGUCCGGAGCGCAGCUGGAUGGAACGGACCAGAUCUCACCUGCCUAGAAAAGCUGACAUGGGCAGCUGUGAGAUCUCAUCUAGCUCGGACACCUUCAGCAGCCCUAUGCACUCCAUCUCUGCUGCAGCAGUGCUGGGAGGCCAGAUAGACCAUAAGGAGGACCACCAGUCCUCCAGCGGGAACUGGAGCGGGAGCAGUUCCACAUGCCCCUCCCAGACAUCAGAAACAAUCCCUCCUGCCGCAUCUCCACCUCUGACCGGCUCCUCCCACUGUGACUCUGAGCUCUCUUUAAACGCUGCCACUCAUACUAACGAUGACCAGACAGGCUUCUUGCUGGACCACUAUCAGGGCCUCAGGACCCAAAGAGCAGGCUCCUUCUCCUCCACAGCUAUGGACAUAUUAGAAGAAGUUGGUGUCAGCAAUCCCAUCGAGGGGGAGUGGAGUUACCCCAAUCCAGAGCCUCCGGGGUCACAGGGCUUCAGCCCCGAGCCAAGAAGAGAGGCUGAGAGCAGUCUGGGCUGCCCCAGUUUCACCAGUAUGGCUACCUGUGAGAGCAGCUUCUCCGACAAACCACCGUCAGAGAAAGCAGACACCGUCUCGCACUACUCUGUGGACAACGAAGGUUACUACACCUCCAUGCACUUUGACUGCGGCUUAAAAGGUAGCCAAAGCUUCACUUAUAAUAACUAUGCACCCUCAGGCACUGACUGUGGCCUGUCAGACUCAAGUGGUCACAUGACACUGGGAAGACGCUGCCUCUCCUUAAAAAAACCAAAGGUGAAGCCAUCGCCACCUAAGAGGAGCUCCUCCUUAAGGAAAACAUGCAGUGAGGGAAACAUCCCUAUUAAGAAAGAACCAAAGAUUACAUGUGGGCAGCAACUUCAUCUGUCUGCAAAGGAGAGGAAACUGCAGCUGGCUUUGUCUGGCUCUCUGGCUCACACUGAAAACUCCUCAGUGGUCAGAGAAACCCGGGUAGGCUGGGGGGUUGAGGGCUCAGCUGAUCUACCCGACUUAGUCUCCACAGAUACACAUUCAUUUAAGGAUGAGGGGGUUUUGCAGUCAGACUAUGCAGAUCUGUGGCUCCUGAAUGAUUUGAAAUCCACAGAUGCUUACCGAUCGUUGUCAAACUCCAGCACAGCUACAGGUACGACGGUUAUUGAAUGCAUCAAGUCACAGGAUAGCUCUGAGUCGCAGACGUCCCAGUCUGGCUCCAGAGCUACCACCCCUUCACUUCCAUCAGUCGAGGAAGAUUUCAAGCUCAUAUCCCCAGAGAAGUUGGCAGGCCUGGCAAGCCCAUCCAGUGGCUACUCCAGUCAAUCAGAAACACCCACCUCCUCAUUUCCCUCUACCUUUUUCCCUGGGCCACUGUCUCCAUCAAGUGGUAAAAGGAAGCCCAAAGUCCCAGAGAGGAAGUCCUCUCUCUCAUCACUGUCACUUCAGUCACUGUCCUCUAGGGAUGGUGCAACCUCAAAGAGAGAUCUGGAGCUGCCAAUUAUCCCUCCCUCUCAUCUCGACUUAAGUGUCCUUCAUAGCGUCAACAACAAGGCGACAGCUUACAAGACCCAGAUGCAAAUCCUUCACCAAAACAAACAAAAAGCAGCAGUGUCAGCCAAGCCUAUAGUACCUCACAACCCAGAGGUAUUCAACGCCCAUUGCCUGUCCAUUACGCCCACGGUGCUGAACUCAGUACACCUCCGAUCGAUCAGUAAGGAGCAGCAUGAAAAUCACACCACUUCCAAAUUCCAAUAUCCCACUGUGAACUCACCUAGCAAACUUUCCACUAGUAAAUCUUUAGAGCUUAAGAGUCCCGCACUGUACAACUCACACCACCAUCAUCUUCACCUAUCCUCAAAGGAGUCAGGUGUGUUUACCUCAAAUGAAGAGCUUACAAGUGGAAGGUCAGCAUGUGAGACUGAGACAAGGAACGAGCCGGAGCAAGAGGCUCCUGCAAAGUGUGUGACAACAGUCAGGCUCCAGUCAGACUCAUGUUUGAACCAGAAAGGUCCAGAAGUCCCCGAACAAACCAGAAGUCAAGAAAGAGAGACCUGUAGAGAGCUGCCAGAAACACCUGCCUGCCUCGGAGACUUCAGCUCACAGUCUGAGACUUUACAGCAACAACACUCUGAAGAAGAAGAAGAGGCGUAUCCUCCUCCUCCUCCUCCUGUCCUACACAGUUCCCCCAAUAGACCCAGCAGUCAGGAUAAAGUGCCUGCUACUGACAGUCAGUUGGAGACGCUGCAAAGCAGUCCAAUCAGCAAUGAAGACAGCAAAGAAAUGGAUUCAUUGGGCGAGUCAUCCGAAUGUAUCUCACAGGAAAGCAAGGACUCCAUGCCAGACAUGGAGGACUAUUUUAGUAAAGACUCCACUCUCAGUGACAGCACUCUGUCCUCAGUGCAUGAUGAGUCAAGGCCAGAGGAUGACACCGUGUUUCUGUCCCCCACUAAAUCUCGCACCACUGAGGAUUUAUUCGCUAUGAUACACAGGUCUAAAAGGAAAGUGUUGGGGAGAAAAGACUCUGCCGAGUUGGGUGUGAGGAAUCGCCUUGGUGGCGCUUCGUGGAACACGCCACCUAACAGCACUGCAAGCUCCCCUAUCUCUGUGGCAUCACCUUCCUCCGCUGUGACCCCACCUGGCCUGCACAGAGUCCCCGGUCCCAUCUACAGGAAUGCAAAAAAGUCCAGCACCUCCAACGAGGAGUUCAAACUACUGCUGCUUAAGAAAGGAAGCCGCUCCGACACUAGUUACCGCAUGUCAGCUACAGAGAUCCUCAAGAGUCCCAUCACCCCUAAAUCACUUGGAGACACUCUAAUGGAGUCACCCAGACACCCCGACGACAACACCUUCCCUCAGCAGCAGCCCCAAUCAGGACAAGACCACCUUUCCAGCCCCUACUUGAAAACCAACGCAGAGGGCUUUUCACCGAAAUCCUUCCAUACAUCUGCGGCCUCAAGGCAGGGACGCUCCAGGAUCCCACCACCUGCCAACAGCAGCCGCUACAGCAUGCGCAGCAGGCUGUACUCAACGCCCAUGCAGGCCAUCUCUGAGGGUGAGACAGAGAACUCGGAUGGGAGCCCUCAUGACGACCACUCAUCGCAGGGCUCCACAUAAAAAAAAAAGCAAUAAUUAAGUAAUUUUAUUAGUUUACAGCAA
This is a messenger RNA of Pundamilia nyererei, 4738 nucleotides long. RefSeq names its product Nance-Horan syndrome a (congenital cataracts and dental anomalies) (gene nhsa). The record is from RefSeq and is a predicted model, not a curated record. Gene Ontology annotation, biological process: cell differentiation; lens development in camera-type eye. The transcript has 8 exons. Lineage: Eukaryota; Metazoa; Chordata; Actinopteri; Cichliformes; Cichlidae. Bases 176 to 4696 code for a protein of 1506 amino acids.